This is a messenger RNA of Oncorhynchus gorbuscha (pink salmon), 11493 nucleotides long. RefSeq lists its product as uncharacterized. The coding region runs from base 354 to 10907 and encodes 3517 amino acids. NCBI's taxonomy places the organism in Eukaryota, Metazoa, Chordata, Actinopteri, Salmoniformes, Salmonidae. Gene Ontology annotation, biological process: negative regulation of gene expression, epigenetic. The record is from RefSeq and is a predicted model, not a curated record. The transcript has 22 exons. Gene Ontology annotation, cellular component: nucleoplasm.
CACGUUUAGUUAGGAUUACAUUGUUUGGUCAUUAUAUAUAAGAUAUAUGUAAAACAUAUCUGAGCAUAAACUCAGAAAAAAAACACAAAAUAUCGAAAUGUGUUCUAAUGGCGAAGUUUUUCCUUGUGCUCUUUCUUACUUCCUGGUUGCAACAUAUUUUUCCUCAGCCUACCAAACUCACUGGCAAUGUUGAGAUUUGAUUUUGGCACGAAGAUUGCGCCAAAUCGCUCAUAUGGAUUGGCAACAUUUUCCUUGGAAUAGAGAAAUUAAGUGUCGAAAUGUCCACGGAAGACAGAGGUGGUCUGCAAAAGCCCAGAGAAAUAGAGACAAACUGAUUUAAUACAUUUCCAACCAUGGAAAGCGAUAAUGGUGCCGUGAGAGAAGGUGUGUUGGUACCUGUGCUACCAGGUUCGAAAAACUUUGACAACAGCAUUCGGCCUCCACUGCAAAACUCGUACAUGUACAAGGAGUCUAAGCAGUCUUUCAGAUACAACUCUGCUUUCUUGAUAAACAAUGCUACUCUGCAGGAACGGUAUGAGGCUUUCCGAACAAAGAGGAGAGACAUGGGAUACACAGAGGAAGAAAUGGAGGAGUCCUAUGGCUUCUUGCUGUUUGACGACGAAAACAAGGCAUAUAGAGUGGGAAAAACUGGUGUUGUCCCUGGACACAGCACAUGUACCACACUUGGAGAUCCUUCAAAGGGUGUGUACGUGUCCAAGUACUCGGACUGCCUGGACUUAAACCGCUGGUACCACGGGAAGUCUGGAUACAUCGCCAUCAUCAGGCUCACCAAGGGCAGGGUCAGAGAAGUGACUGAGAACUACACAGUAAACUACACCUCUCCCUCUAAUGGGUUUGACUGUCAUGUAUCAGAGCAGCUCAGUUCUGUGUCAGCCAACACCAGCUCCUUCCUGGCCUUUGAGAGAACACAGUACUACAUGUAUGAGCUGCCUGUUGGAGGGGCAGUCCAGCCUCCCAGCCAUGUCUGCCCAUUCGCUAUCGUGGCUUUCUCCUAUUGGGAUACCAAGACACCCGCAUCAGAGGAGAAGGAGAAAAGUGAGGAAGAAAAAACAGUCUUUCACUACUAUCCGUGGAGGGGUCAGCUCCAAAUCAGCUCUCAGAUCUACCAUGUGGGUCUGAAGUCCAGCACAGGACCUCUAAUCCCAGCUAAACUUCCAACAAUGAUGUCAGUUGACGGAGCAAUUCAAAUGUCAGACCUGAGGCAGAAAUUACCGAAGGCUAUAUUUGAAACCUGUUUCUCCGGUGAAGUGUCCCUGGAAGGAAUGGGUUGCAGUCUGUAUGAGCUUUCACCCAGUGAGGCUGAAGACACCUCUCUCUCUCAGAUCACACAGGGCCUCAAGGAGAAAGACCUGGCCCUCACAAUACAACUGAAUGAUAAUGGUUUUCUUAUACUGUUACAUUCAUCUCACUUCCUCACAUAUGAAGAUACUGGGUCCAGUAAGCCAGAGGUAUUGCAGGGGAUGUUUGUGUUUCCAGACUCCAGAGCUAUACAUAGAGACACCAAGGUCUGCUCGAAGAAGCCCUUCCUCUCACCAGAGUGCCUCCAGGUGGUGCCUGCACUGAACUACGCAGAGACAGAGGUGGAAAAGUGCCUCCCUUCACCAAGCGGGGAGCUACGUGGUUUACUAGAGCAGCAUAUCCAGAGCUACGCUUCCCUCAUCCACCCUGGGCUUACCAUCAGUCCAUCCAGGGAGGCCAGCAUCUUCCCAGAUCAGUUUGAUGUUCCGGAUGCCCUCAAAUACCUAUACUCAGCCCCCAAGUGGACUGAGAUGGGAUGGAAACGUCUCAAAUCUUAUUUCCACCAGCCGGGCUCCUUUGAGCUGUCGGUGUCCAGAGCCACGGAGCUUCUGGUGGCAGGGCGAGAGGAGCGAGGAGAUGAGCCGGAUGAUGAUGUCUACUACUGUCUGUCAUCUCCAGAGGGGUCCCCCAUGAGUCCUGCUAGUCUGGGUGGCCCAGAGGAGCAGCAGUCAGGGGGAACGUCCCCAGGAGACACAGCUGACACAGCAGCAGACUUUAGUAAAGCACUUGCCGUGUCAAUGGAGGACUUUGAGAAACCUGGUAAGACUAUGGAAGACAGUAAUGCACCAGACAAAGCAGUAAAGGAAGGGAAUAACUUGCUUUCGAAGGAAGUGCAAGAAAGGUUGCCCUCUGAUCUUAGCAAGCCUCUAAUCCCUGCAGAGGAUUUUGCGAAACCUGGCUUGAACAAGGCACACAGUAAAGCACCAGGGACAACUUUGCCUCCAAAAGAGGUGCCGGAGGAGCUCACCUCUGAUCUUUCUCAGCCUUCUGUGUCGGCAGAUGACUCUGAAAAACCUGGGAAGACCAAGGCUGACUGUAAUGCACCAGGGUUAAGAACAGAGGAUGAAGGGACAAGUUUGAUCCCAGAGGAGGUUGAAGUUGAUGUACAAGAAAAGGUGCAUUCUGAUCUUUUAGAGCCUGCAGUCUCUGCAGAGGUCUUGAGGAAAGCUGACCUGGCAGCAUUGGGCAAGGCAGACUGCAACGCACCAGAGGUAGGAGUAGCGAAGGAAGAGACUAACUUGUACCUGAAGGAGGUGCAAAAGGAGGUUCCCUCUGGUGUUUCACAGCCUCCAGUCUCUGCAGAGGUCUUGAGGAAACCUAGUCCAGCCCUGGCGACCAAGCCCAACAGCAAGGCACCAGAGGCAGACGUAGAGGAUAAUAUGAAAACUUUGCCUCAGAAGGAGGUGCAAGAGGAGGUUCCCUCUGAUCUUUCCCAGCUUGCAGUGUCGGCAAAGGCUUUUGGGAUAGCCAGUAUGAGAGUGAUGAAAAAGGUGGCAGAGGUUUCAACCUCACCUGCAUCAGGUAACCUCCCAACAGUGUUAGUCAUCACUGCCACUGAAAGAACUGCAACUGUUUUUCCUCACAAUGAGUCCACCACAAAUAACUCCUCCAGUUUGCCUUGCGCCAAAGUACAGGAUAAGGGCGGGAGUGCUCUCAAUGGACAACGUGGCAAGGCCAAUCAGCCUUCAAAACCCACAGAGGUCAGUCAUUCCUCUAUAUCUGAUUGGAGGAAACGGCCAAGGAAACGUCAUAGAUUUAGCGGAUUGUGUAAAAGGAUCUUGAGGUCUACAGUGGCUGACUUUGAAGAGAAAGAAAAAGAGGACAUGAAAAGUAUGGAUUCAAGUGAAGUCCACCUAUUGAAAAAGAGGAAGGAAAGGAUGGAUUUAAUUAAAGUUAACCCAUUGCAAAAGGAGGAAAGGAUGGAUGUAACCCAAGUUCACCCAUUGAAAAUGCCAAGAGAACUGAUGAAUUUGAUCCAAGAUCCCCCAUUGAAAAAGAAGGAAAAGAUGGAUGUGACCCAAGUUCACCCAUUGAAAAUGCCAAGAGAAUUGAUGAAUUUGAUCCAAGAUCCCCCAUUGAAAAAGAAGGAAAAGAUGGAUGUGACCCAAGUUCACCCAUUGAAAAUGCCAAGAGAAUUGAUGAAUUUGAUCCAAGAUCCCCCAUUGAAAAAGAAGGAAAAGAUGGAUGUGACCCAAGUUCACCCAUUGAAAAUGCCAAGAGAAUUGAUGAAUUUGAUCCAAGAUCCCCCAUUGAAAAAGAAGGAAAAGAUGGAUGUGACCCAAGUUCACCCAUUGAAAAUGCCAAGAGAACUGAUGAAUUUGAUCCAAGAUCCCCCAUUGAAAAAGAAGGAAAAGAUGGAUGUGACCCAAGUUCACCCAUUGAAAAUGCCAAGAGAAUUGAUGAAUUUGAUCCAAGAUCCCCCAUUGAAAAAGAAGGAAAAGAUGGAUGUGACCCAAGUUCACCCAUUGAAAAUGCCAAGAGAACUGAUGAAUUUGAUCCAAGAUCCCCCAUUGAAAAUGAAAAGCAAGGAUUUAAUCCACUAUCACCCAUUGAGAAAUAAAGAAAGUAUGGAUUUGAUUCAUGAUGACCAUCCUUUGAAAAAGAAGACCGAACGAUGGGACUUGAAGGCAAUCAUCUCCGAAUGUGGUAGAAUUUUUGUCCCUCACGGUUCAGAAGUUAUCGCCAAGGAUAUAGAAUCUUUGAAAGUUAAGGGGAAAGUGUUAGAUCACAAACAAUGUGCUGAUGAGAUGAUGGUUGAAGCUUGUAUCAAAGUCCCCCAACCCAUAGAAACAGGAGAUGGACCUAACCUAGAGUUGAACAAGUCAGAUGAGAACAAAGAUUUUCCCAUGGGGAUGUUAGACAGUAAAGACAGUCUGCAUGAGGUCAAAAUGGCUGAUGUAGGCAAGAUGGCCUCUCUGAAUCCCUCAGAACUGCUCCUGAACAAAGACACGGAUUCUCCUUCCUCAGGAAAACACAAAAAGAAGCGUCAAUAUGUCGCAAUAUCCCUCAGUCAACUAAAGACAGUCCUUUCAAGAGGGGGAAAGAGGAAUAAACCCAUCAAUCCUGCUCCAGGAGAUCAAACAUCACCCGUGAACAAGAAAAGCAAGGCUGAUACUCCCGGCAUGGAUGAAAUGGAAAAUGUUAAUAUCAACAAAGCCAACCCGGACAGAACCACAGCUGCUGUUGAAGUUGCAAAGGAACAGACAUUUGGCCUAGACCCAAAGUUUGCACUAGCGUUAGGCUUGACUCCUACGGAGUUGAAUAAUGAUUCACACAAAUCUCCAGAAAAAAGUGAUAUUCCAUUAAAGAAAGACAUUCAGAGCAGACUGGACCUGGUCCCACCUCAAGCCACAUCUGACCAAACGUCUGAGGCUUUGCCUAGCUCACCUUCAACAACAGUCAUCUUGGCGAGUCAGAGGAGACCAUUCAAAAAGAAACAUGAGCACGCAGACUCCAUUAGGAAAAAAUGGUGGUUGCAUUAUCGCUCACCAGCUGCUUUAGAAAGGGAGACAGUAGCUAUAUCCUCCCAACUAGUGACACUUGACCCGGAUCUCAGCCGUGUUGUCAGUAGGGGUAGGCCCUGUGAAGGUGCCAGCGCUGUAUCGUGCCCACCUGCAGAGUCUCUGGCCCUAUUGGCCGAUUUGGCUCGCAGUACCAGUAAUGACAAGGUACUGGAACAACAGUCAGACCCAAAGGCUCUUGAAAAACAAGAUGACCACCCAAGUUUGGUGAUAAGUGACAACAGUGUCAAAGAUGGCAUCUCUCCUCAUGAUCCAGAUGGUGAGCCAGAGUUUGUCCUUCCUGCUCUGCUGAAGCACCCUUCUGCUGCUAGGCUUAAACUCCCCCCUCAAUCUCUGUCACCCAAGGGGCUGGUGGUGGGGAGUGGGGAGCGGGUUGUGUUAGUCUCACAAGAGCAUUCAUACUCACUGCCGCCAUCCUCUCUACUAUUGGGUUUGUCAGGUUCAAUCGUUCAAGUCCCCAUUUCGGAGGGACUUCAGCAGCAUCGCAAGGAUAUCUUUGCUGACGGAACUCAAACACUACGGGCCUUCCUGUGUCAGCAGAAGGACCAGAACAGGAAGGAACCGGGAUUGGCUCGGGAAUCCCUGAGCAGGGGAAUCGGGUGCAGGCAGAAGUUCCAUCGCUUCCGGCGGUUCAUUGUAAAAGAUGGCUCAGUUCAAGUGACAAGGCUGUGGAAGGAAAACUAUAACUUUAAUUCAGACAGCAAGUUUACCAACGACCCUAAGGAUAAAACAGUUAUUAGAGCCCUACAUGGCCCAUGGGAUUUUGACAUUAAGGACACAAAGGAACAGGUUCAGCUCAUCAUCCACAUGUGGAUAGGUCUUUUCUACAGCAGGUCCACUGCGAGGUUCUGCCAGGCAGACUCAAGUCUAACAUGUUUGGAAAAAAAGGAUUCUAUAGACGUGGCUCAUGGAAUGGUACCAGGCCAGGUUCCACCUGGGACCAAGACAAGUUCCCCUGCUUAUAUAGCCCUCUCCAGGAUACCAGAACCUGAUGUUUUGGACCUUCGUAAAAUGGGUCAAAAAAAAGCACAACCAUUAAGCCUGGAAGCUGAGGUAUUGGACCUUUCAAUGAAAACAACCUCAACUGUGCUAGACUCUCUAGACACAGAGUCUAAGCAGAGAAUAGAUUUGAAAAAUCAUCCAUCAUACCUACCAGCAACUGGCCUGCACAAGGAAACCAUCUCUUGUCCAAAACAAAGUACAGGUGUUGAGUUAAAGGUUUACAGAGACCGUGUGGACAGCAUGAUGUCAGAAAAAUCCAGUGACCUGGGUGAUGAUGAAGACUAUGAAACCAACAACCAUGAGAAUGACAGCAAGGGUACCCUCCAAAAUGGUGUGUCCCCUUACGAAAGAACUUUGGAAAGUGAUCGAUCGUACAUACUUUUGUGUGAACAGGCAGCAAGUGUGUACAUUCAUCAAGAAAAGCUCCUGGAGACUCAAACUGCUCAGGUUUUGGAGGGUAACAACAAAAAGCUCCUGGAGACUCAAACUGCUCAGGUUUUGGAGGGUAACAACAAAAAGCUCCUGGAGACUCAAACUGCUCAGGUUUUGGAGGGUAACAACAAAAAGCUCCUGGAGAUUCAAACUGCUCAGGUUUUGGAGGGUAACAACAAAACGCUCCUGGAGACUCAAACUGCUCAGGUUUUGGAGGGUAACAACAAAAAGCUCCUGGAGACUCAAACUGCUCAGGUUUUGGAAGGCAACAACAAAAAGCUCCUGGAGACUCAAACUGCUCAGGUUUUGGAAGGCAACAACAAAAAGCUCCUCCAAAAGGAGGAGGAGAUGACGGGUGAUGGAGAACCAAACGCACUGUGUCUUAAAACCAUGGGCUCUAAGGAUGUCAAUAAGGAGCAACAACUUAAAGAUAACGAUUCAGUCAAAACAAUGCCAUGCACAGAAGUGCAGAUGGAUGGUGAUGCUGCCAAUAUGGCUGACACAGUUGAGCGUAAUGCAAAUGAAGCCAGAGAUGGGGCUCACGUUGUCAUCUGUGAUGGCAGUGAGUCAAUAGAGGAGAUGCACGAAGUAGAUCACAACGUGAAGGAUUCUGUUAAAGCAGCAAAACCAGAAGCAGUGCAUGCUGGGAAAGAUACCACAAACAAGAAAAUCACUAAAGCACAAACUGCUGUGCAUGUUGGGAAGGAUUUCAUUGAUAACGAUAAGGCACUCAAAGCAGUGCACAGUGAAAAUGUUCCCAGAGAUUAUGGAAACACCAAAGACCAGGUGCAAACUGCAAUGCAGGAUGGGAAUGAUACUAGAGACGAGACCCUACCAGCGGUUAUUUGUGGAGAAGAUUCAGGAGAUAAAACACCACCUGUGGUGUGUGAUGGGAACACAUCUGUGGCUGAGACACUACCAGAGAUAUCACAUACUGAAAAUGAUUCCCAAAAAGCAACACUGGCAGUGGUGCAUGGUGGAAAUGAUCUGAGAGAUACGACACUACCUGUGAAAUGUAAUGGCAAGCUGUACAUAGACGUAGAACCCACUGUAGUGCAUGAUAUAAAUGGUUCCACGGAUGAGGAACUACCAAUGGGGCAGGGUGGAGAUGUUUCUGCUGGGACUAGCAGAGUACUGCCAGAGAUGCAUGGUGAGAUUAAAUGUAAAGAUGUACUGCCCACGCAAGUAUUUCCAGUAUGCGAUGGGAACAUGCCUUUUGUAGGUGAGUUUGACACACUCAUUCAGCCCAAUAAUGUUUUAGGAGUGGCUAAACAUGAAAUAAAUGAGGCUGAUUUACAAACUAAAGAACAGGAAAAAGAAUUGAUGCAGGGUCAGAGUAAAUCUGAUGAUGUCACAACUCAAAGUUCCACAACAUUCCCGCCAGGGUCCCAACAUUCUCAAGACGAGACAUUAGAAAGACUGACAGGUCAGGUAGAAAUACCACUGAUUCCCAGGGAAGACAUUGCACACACAGAUGUUCUACAUUCAAUAGGUGAGGCAUCAGAUAUGGCGCAAGGUCAGGUAGAAAUUCCAUUUAUUGGAGUAGAAAUACCAUUUAUUGGAGUAGAGAAGAAUAGCCAGGAUAUCAAUCACACAGAGGUGCAUGAUUCUCCCCCAAGUCAGAAAGAGACACUGAUCACAGUCUGUGAUAGUGCUAAUGUGUUAUCAGGUGAACUGCUAGCAAAAAUAUUUUCAAAGGGGACAGAAUCUGUCAGUCGAUACCCAACUGUGGAUGAGGUGCUGUAUGGUUACAUCCCCAUUCCUGACAUCUGCUGUGAUGCUGAUGGGGUCAGCAAACCCCUCAGCACUGGGGAAGGUUACAGCAGAUGCCCAACUCCUACAGAAGACGAGCCACCUUUCGUUCCAGGACUUUCUUACGACCAUCACACACCAAACACUGUUUUGAUGCCCAAUGCGAAAGACACCAACAGUCCCAACCUCGAUAGUGGUCUUGCGCUCAUUGAAAAUGAAAAGGAUCAUCAUGAACCAAGUCUUAGUCUCUAUAAAGUUAGGGCUGCUACUGGGUUGCACAAUCUGCAUAAAUCCAGCAACAAUAACAAACCAAAUCAUCUGGAAGCCAUUGAUAAUCGGUUCUUUCAAGUAUUGGCUGAUCCUCGCAAGAACCCAAUCGCCACUAGCACACCUCUCAACACUCCCUCAUCUUCUUUAAAGGAAAGAAGCGAUUACGAUCCAUAUUCAAAUACGCGACUUGCCGCUGUUGAACCAGACCUGCAUGCUCAUUCAAAUCGCCAUUCGCUGCAUAGUUUCUCUUACUCGUUUCCCAACACCCACUGUUCCUUAACAGAGAAAGCUGCCUUCUCUGUGCCAUCUAUCCACCCGGAAGUCCUGUCCAAUGAAACAACAUUAACUGGGAACUUUAGUGAAAUUGCUUUAGAAAGAGAGACUUGCUUGCGUCCUGCCUUAAGUGAGCUCAUCCUACAGUCCACCCGUCUGAGUAUUCCAGUGGGCAGUGGACCUACAGCAGCUUCUCAGAACCUUUCAGUGCACAGUUUUACUCAGCCCCAGCCAAACAGCCAGAAACCUGCCAUGAUUGUGAAUGUCUCCAAGAGUGAGGACAGCAGAGGACAGUACAACUGGGAAGAAGGACAAACAGAUAUUGACUCUAUGUCUUCAGAUGUCCUAAAAAGCAAACAAACCGAUACCCCUGUCCGCUCAAACACUAAUGCUCACCCUUAUAACACACAGUAUGCCACAGAGAUGAGACAGAUUGCAGUUUUGCAAGAUUAUGAGGAUGUUAUGGCUGAUGAGGAUGUUAUGGCUGAUGAUGAGGAUGUUAUGGGUGAAAAUGAGGCACCUUCUGUAGAUAAAGACAACAUUGAAUCCAGUUUAGAGACCAAUUGGAUAUCAGAUGACAAACAUUUAAGAAGUAAAUUCCGGUUAAAUAAAACAAGACUUGACUUCAUCAACUCUUUACGCCAGUCUCAGGAAUGGGAGCAAAGGGAAUUUGAUGGGGUUUUGGACUUCAACAAGCAAGGCACUUCCUCGUCAGUCACCAUCCAGUCUGAAGAAUCAGACAAACUACUUUCCCAUAUGGAAGAGAACCAACAGGAGUGGUUAAAGUAUUGUAGGGCUAAGAGGAGUGGCAGCCAGAUGGAUAUGACCAAGGAAGAAGACUCCUCAGUGGCAAAGCCACGCUUAGUUACCGUUUUGGAUCACAAAGGAAACAGAAUCACCUAUGAAAACUAUCCAGUUUUAAAACCUAUAGCAAGCAUGCACAGUGACCCGAACAGACAGGGCUUGAGCAGUUUUCUGGAGUUCUCCAAGAGGUGGGAUGAUACACAUAACGCUGAUGAAUCUGAUCUUACUCAGUCAUCUAUGGAUCUGGAGACCCUCAUCUUCUUAGAGAGAAUGAACCAGAUGCUAAAACGUAAGAGUAGUAGCAGCAGCAGGUACAUCCGAUCGAGACACCGCAGGUCAAACGUAGAAGAAAGAGCUUCCACCAGUAGCCCGGCUGUGACAGUGCACUUUUCCAGUCUACAGGAGGAUCAGGACGGCUCCGAGGAGCACUGGGAGGCGAUACCAUCACUUGCAGGACAAAAAAUCAGAGUGGAGAUGCCUGAAAGGAUGGCUAUGCCUGAAGAAACAGAUGGAGAACCUCAGCAUCUUAAGAAACUUUCCUGUACAAAGGGCAGUGAGAUGACGCAAGUUUCAGAUCUGGUUGUGGAUAGUUUCAGGGUGUACCAUGCUAUGAUGACUGAGGUCUGUGCAGGCAAAAAAUACCCAUCCAGAACUGAGAGACUCAAGAGAGAAGAUGCAAAGAGAAACAGUUCGCCAAAGUCUCGAGCUCCAAGCAAAGACAAAGACUUCUGUGGGCAGAUGAAGGAGGACAUGUAUGACAGCCUGCAUGAUAAUCUGAACUCUGUUGUGAGACAGUCAUGUAAGAACAAGUUCAGGUUCUACAUACUGGUGACAUCAUCUGACCCAUUCUUCAGAGAGACGAAGGAGCUGUUAGAAGCAGAGGGCCACAUUGCGGUAGAACAGUCUCAAUUCUGCCUUGGAAAGGAUAGUCCAUUGUGCCCUCUACACAUCAUCUUAAGGAACGAAGAUAUCGCUGAACACAUUUGUGAGGUCCCUCACUUGCUUGAGUUGAAGAAGUCUCAGAAUGUGUUGUUUGCUGGUAUUGACCGUCCUGAUGACAUCGUGAACUUGACCCACCAAGAACUCUUCAGCAAAGGCGGUUUCGUGGUGUUUGAGGGAGCAGCUCUGCACACACUCAGUCUCAGCAACAUGAAGAAAAUGUCUGGUUUCCUGGAGGGAUUGAGUAAAAAAGGGAAGUGGAAAUGGCUCUUGCACUACAGAGACAGCCGGAAGCUAAAAGAGAAUGCACGGUCUAGUGCGGAAGCACAGGGCAAAAAAAUCUUCAUGGACAUCUGCCAGGAGGCUGGAAUGGUGGAGGUCUUACCCUACCAUGAAUGUGACGUCAUUUCAAGGGAACGACCCAACUACCUCCACUGUCUAGUUCGCCUACAGGUCCAGAAUGUAUCGGCUCGUUUACCUGUAUUUAUAACUGACACAACGGCAGACAAAGCGUUUGCAAAACAUGGGAUCUUCACAAUGAAUAUAAACUCUUUCCUGCUGAUUUCUCAGAGUGACACAUGCACUAUUUCUUAAGCUGAUGGGGAAGCUGUCCACAGAAAUCCUCAGUACAUCAAAAUGCAAUGACAUUCUAUUUAUAAAGCCCUUGUUUUAGUUGUCAGAAAGUUGUCAAAGUGAUUUAAAUUAACCCAACCAAGAGGCUAAUGAGCAGCGGCAAAGAGAUACUCUAAGGAAACCUUCAAACCUCGAGAGGAACCACUCAGAAGGAGGAGGCCCCUUUAAGAAAUAAACAUUUCUAUUCCAAAAAUAAACUUUUUGUGGAAUUCUUGGGAGUUCUCUCAGAAAUGUAAUACAUACUGACGAUCUAACCCAGAUCUACAGAUUUACUUAGAUCAAUCAUUGUAGUGUAAUACAAAAAACAUUUUUUUGUUUAUAACAAGGCUAAGAACAUUUACUUAGAUCAAUGUUUUGGUUCCUUUGUGUAAAUUGCCUUUAAUUUCAUGUAGAUAUAUUUAUUCGUAAUAUUUUUUUUUCUAUAACAGGUAGAUUGUGUAUAGAUUAAACAUCUGUUUCGGCAUUAUAUUUCUUCAAUUGUGUAUUUAUAUGUAUGUUUGUAAAGACAUUUAUUGUACUUUUGUGACAUAAAGAAAUUGAAAUAGUG